AUGGCGGCGACCCCAGCUUACAGAAGUCCCGUCAAGGCGUUUAGUAAUGAAGCCCGAGCGCGGAGCAAAGACUAUGCCUUCUUGUUUCGGGCCUCAGGAGUCUUGUUCAAUGGCAAUACCAGGAUCGAUGGCUCACUGCCUGCUCUCAGGGCUAUCAAGUCGCAUAUGGUGCGAUACAUGUGUCUCGCUGAUCCUGGAGGAACGGCCCUGGAAGCAGAAACCGAACACCAGUUCAAGGAGCGCAUUAAAUCGAACAAGGACGAUCGCCUAUUCCAGGGAAACAUCAUCCACCCACACACGCCUCUGCGUCUGAUGCUUGAAGAGGUUAAGAAGAAUCAGGUUGUAUACAUUGCUGGCCGGAAACCAAACAAGGCCCGGAACAUUGCUCAAUCGUACGGGUUCAAGAAGGUCGUUACUGGUGCAGACUUGCUGGACCAAAAUUUAGAAAUGUUCCCGUUUGACCCAUUGAAGGUUACGGGGAAGAAGGGCCGCACGAAGACCCAAGCACUACCUGACGGAACCUCAACCUUCAAACCUAGCACUAAGAACAAGGAAAGAGAACCGAACCUUAAGAGGAAACUGAAGAUCGACCACAUUUUCGUUUGGAACGAGCCAAGGGACUGGUUCCUCGAGAUACAGCUUAUUAUUGACACGCUGAUAUCCCAACAGGGCUAUAUCGGCACCGUGUCCACCAAGAACGGCGAUACCGCGCUGGCAAAUAAUGGGUGGCUGCAGGACGGCCAGCCCAAAAUAUGGGUCAACGAGGAGGAUUUCGAAUUCGGGACGGGAUACCACCUUAAUCGCCUGAGCACAGGCGCGUUCCUAGAAGCCCUGAAGAGUGUCUGGCGAGCCAAGACGGGGUGCGAGGACCUCGAAUACGAGCACGUCGGCAAGCUAUCCGGGCUGACCCUCGAGUACGCCCACGACCAGAUCCUCCGCGCAUACGCGCGCAUGAUGACCGAGAAGGGCCUGGUGGGGCCGGUGAUUAAUAAGACCGACGUUCAGCGGGUGUAUGUGAUCACCGACAACCCGGAGAAGGAUCUUGAGGCCGUGCUGGAUUUCAAGCCGGAGGGCGGGGCGGAGUACAUCCCCAUCCUGGUGCGGUCCGGGGCUUGGAAUGGCAAGGGGGAGCAGCUCGAGCGCAAGCCGGCCGCGGUUGUGAACGACGCGAUGGAUGCUGUCGUCUGGGCUAUGCGGCAGGAAGGGGUCGAUGCCCACCGUGAGAUCUUCGACGUGCCCAAACGCCUCUUGGGUCUGGUGGGCCUGGGCGAGGUGGUCAGAGAGGAUGUCAUGGCGGAGAGAAUACGCUUGAGGAGGGCGUAA
Molecule: messenger RNA, 1323 nt
Organism: Clonostachys solani
Lineage: Eukaryota; Fungi; Ascomycota; Sordariomycetes; Hypocreales; Bionectriaceae
Source: the annotation of a GenBank genome assembly